Messenger RNA from Ctenopharyngodon idella (grass carp), 2379 nucleotides. Its product is annotated as cytochrome P450 4B1. The coding region runs from base 62 to 1603 and encodes 513 amino acids. NCBI's taxonomy places the organism in Eukaryota, Metazoa, Chordata, Actinopteri, Cypriniformes, Xenocyprididae. The record is from RefSeq and is a predicted model, not a curated record. The transcript is spliced from 12 exons. Gene Ontology annotation, molecular function: heme binding; monooxygenase activity; oxidoreductase activity, acting on paired donors, with incorporation or reduction of molecular oxygen.
CUCUUUCCCACAUCAAGAUCGAUGACAGAACAGAACCCGAGCGAGACUGACAGCUCGUGCCAUGCAUCUUUACGGGAUUUUCCCGUUGAAUUUGGAAGCGCUCUCCAUGAGUCAUGUCUUCACACUCGCAUUUCUUGUGUGUUUGGUGAUAGUGGUUAGAUUACUGAUUAUGAGAAGGAGAGGGAUGCGAACUAUGGAGCCGUUUCCAGGACCUCCUGCACACUGGCUCUUCGGACACGUUAAGGAGUUUCGCCAGGAUGGACACGAUUUAGAAAAGAUUAUGAAAUGGACUGAACAGUAUUCAUUUGCUUUUCCACUGUGGUUUGGCCCAUCAUUGUCCAUUUUGAAUAUCCACCACCCAGCUUAUGUGAAGACCAUUCUCACCACAACAGAACCCAAAGAUGACUAUGCAUAUAAGUUUUUCAUCCCUUGGUUAGGCGAUGGCUUGCUUGUGUCUGCUGGACAGAAAUGGUUUCGGCAUAGACGACUCCUCACUCCCGGUUUCCAUUAUGAUGUUUUGAAGCCUUAUGUGAAACUUAUUUCUGAUUCAACCAAAGUCAUGCUUGAUAAGUGGGAAGUUUAUGCUAAAUCAGAAGAGUCAUUUGAACUGUUUAAGCAUGUAAGUCUCAUGACCCUGGACAGCAUCAUGAAAUGCGCGUUCAGCUGUAACAGCAACUGUCAGACAGACAGUGGAACCAACCCGUACAUCCAGGCAGUGUAUGACCUCUGCCACCUGGUGAACCUCAGGUUCAGAGUUUUUCCAUACCACAGCAAGGCCAUAUUUCAUCUUAGUCCACAUGGAUACAAAUUCAGGAAGGCAACCAACAUAGCACACAGUCAUACAGCGGAAGUUAUCAGAAAGAGGAAGGAAGUCUUGAAGAUCGAGAAGGAACAGGGCAUUGUUAAAAACAAACGAUAUUUGGACUUUCUGGAUAUUCUUCUGUCUGCCCGAGACGAGAAUCAGCAGGGUUUGUCAGAUGAGGAUAUCAGGGCUGAAGUGGACACAUUCAUGUUUGAAGGCCAUGAUACUACAGCUAGUGGAAUAUCUUGGAUCUUCUACAAUCUGGCAUGUAAUCCUGAGCACCAGGAGAAAUGCAGGGAGGAGAUCUUGCAAGUUUUGGAUGGAAAAGACGUGAUGGAUUGGGAAGACCUCAAUAAAAUUCCUUAUACCACAAUGUGCAUUAAAGAAUCUCUGCGACUUUGCCCUCCUGUGCCGGGAAUAUCACGAAAGUUGACUAAACCCUUGACUUUCUUUGAUGGACGGACUGUACCUGAAGGUUGUAUCGUUGGAGUUAGCAUUUAUGGGAUCCACAUGAAUGCCACAGUGUGGGAGAAUCCAUAUGUAUUUGAUCCAUUGAGAUUUCUGCCUGAGAACUCUGCUAAGAGGUCACCUCAUGCUUUUGUGCCCUUCUCUGCUGGACCCAGAAACUGCAUUGGACAGAACUUUGCCAUGAAUGAGAUGAAAGUAGCAGUGGCGCUGACUCUGAAGAAAUAUCGCCUCAUUAAAGACCCCAAACACACCCCAAAGAUGAUCCCUCGAGUAGUGCUCAGAUCACUCAAUGGAAUUCACAUCAAGAUCAAAUUAGUAGAAAAUGAUUCAUGAAAAGAUAGUGUACAUUGAGCCUGUUUGACCUGCUAGGAGGCAUGUUUGCUCUGAGAAGAAUGACAAUGACUUAAUUUAAAUAAUUUACUGCACAGCAUUAUUCAGUACAUUUAGCACCUGGAAACUGGAUAUUUAGUGAAUAAGAUGAUUUUUGCAGUGAAAUUCCACAUACUAAAGUGGUCCAACUGCUUAGUGAAUUCACUCCUUACACCCCAUUCACACUGUCAGCAGUUUUGUCUCUAAAUGUGGUCAGUUGCUGUGUACCGGUUGGUCGCUGUCACUCACGUCACCCAAAGUCACCAGCUCUCGUUGAAUAUUCACUGACAGUGCACAUGGGGCCUCCUGAGGUCUGUUAAAUUUUACAAGCCAUUUAAAAAAAUCUAAGGAAAUAUUUUCAAGUAAUAUGAAUUAAUUUGAUACUGAAUUAAUAUUUUGCCUCAGCUACAUUACUACACUCAUUCUGAAAUUAGAGCUCUCUAAUAUGAAAUAAAUGGCCUGCAGGUAAAAUCUUGUGAUUUGUAAUUAGUGAAAAAGAUGAUGUUUUAAAAUGUUUAUUAAUUAGCUUGUUUUAGGUGUUUGUUUUGUUUUGAAAAGUGUAUUGCCUUUUUGAUAUAUGAUGCAUGAAAACUAUUUUAGUGGUUAUUGUGAAUAGUUUCCUUUCAUCAGCAUUACAUGUUUUAAAUAAAAAUUCGGUUUUGCAUCAUUUGAAAUAAACAGUGUGGUGACUCUUAGAGGCCAAUAGUUCACCCAAAAAUAAAAAUGAUUUCAUUUACUCA